AUGUUGAGCACAAGGGUCUGCACGGAGGUGCUAAUGCGCCGGCACAGAAGGCCAAACGAGCCUUUAUCCUGGCCGUUUGAGUCCCUCGACAGCUCGAAACGCGAUGGCUGCAACUGCUGUUUGACCCAAACCUGCGUGAAUGCCGUCAGAGCCAAGAAUGGCAUCGUACCAGCGAAAACGAAGUCAAAAGCGAAACCAGUCUCGUUCAUUGAACCCUCGGCCAUUGUGACCAUAAUAGCACAAACGACAAUUUCGAUUACAGAGGCAGUGUAUCAACAAUGUGAGAAAGACAAAGAGGACGAGACUGCGCUCAAAACGAAGAAUGGUGCUGAGACUGGUGCGGUUUGCGCGGGCUUUGUUGGAUGUCUGGGUCUACAAAGAGCAGCCAUACAAAGGCCAGUAUCGUUCGAGAAUUUGGUUCACAAUCCUCGAGGGAUCCGGAAUGCACUACUUAAACCCUCGAAGCCAUGCCCGAUUUUCGACGCAAUCAACUACAUCGCAUUGCCAGAGUUCAAGCUCCAGCACAUACACUCACCUGAAUACCUUACCACAGAUUCAACCGUUCUCCGUACGGCAUAUCCAUCACAGCCGAAGAGCAUACUACGAACUGCUUCAACUGCAACCAUAACAGCAACCACACCCAUACCCAUUCCAAGAAGCACAAGCACAACCACACUCACCAUGGCCGGACCCUCCCGCAAGCGCUCCGCCGAGCACCUCGACGACGGCCACACCAGCGACGGCAGCAACAAAGCCCCCCGCUCCGACUCCCUGCGGUCCUGGCCCAACACCUCCACCCCACCGCGCUCGCCCCGCAUGUACGCCCCCAAGCAAGACGGGGAGUACGACGAAGCGCACAAGAUCGCCGACGGCGCCGACGAAGAAGCCCUCGACGAAGCCCUCCGCGCCAACGGCGUCAUCGUCAACGGCGACGGCUCCGAAUCCGCCAUGCCCCCGGGCUGGCGGAGAGGAGAGGGCAAGCAGCGCGCUGGCGCACGCGCCCCCGCACCCCCCACCAACGCAGGGAGCUGGGAAACCACAAGCUCCGCCAUCACCGAGAGCACCGCCGGCAGCCACAGCCAUGGCCAGACACCCUACACACGCGCCGGGUAUGCAGGCCAGGCGGGCCCGUCAGGCAUCCGCCCGCGAAACGCGCCGCGGCGCACCGGCGCGGCCGCAACACGCCCCAGCACCGCCGGCCACCCCACAAACUACCAGAUCUGGGUUGGGAUCGCGAACGAGUCGAAGGAGACGAACCGGCACUUCACGGUAGUUCUGCGGGCGCCGCCGCACCUCGCGGACCCGCGCGGCGACUGCACGUGGUACCACGUGCUGGGGGCUGGGUUCGAGGAGACAAACUACUACCGGCGGGUUGUGCACGCGCCGCGGAUGCACGACGAGCCGUUCUUCCACCGCAAGCUGCCUGUGGGGAUGAUGCCCGAGCACAAGAUGCGGCUGUUCCAGCAUGCGUUCCGGAGCACGCCGGCGCAGCCGCCGGAGUUCUUCCUCAUUCAUUUCUUGCGGAAGUUGGUGGCGGCGCAGAUCAUUGAUCCGUGGCAGAUUUUGGACUUUGAGAGGAUGAUUGGGGAGCCCCCGGCCGAGUUGGCGCAUGAUCCGGAUUUCAAGCCCAGUCCGGAGUUUGGGCCGACGUGGACGAGGAAUUUGGAUGUUGAGGGGAAUGUGCCCAUUUUUGAGAUGGAGGGGAUGGAUGUUGAGGAGGGGGAGAAGUAA
Aspergillus mulundensis is the source of this 1731-nucleotide messenger RNA. RefSeq lists its product as uncharacterized. The record is from RefSeq and is a predicted model, not a curated record. The coding region runs from base 1 to 1731 and encodes 576 amino acids. Lineage: Eukaryota; Fungi; Ascomycota; Eurotiomycetes; Eurotiales; Aspergillaceae. The transcript is spliced from 2 exons.